UUACAAAACAGCAUAGAGAGCAGUUUUGGUGCAGCCAGUUUCGGGACACGAUAUGACAAGCGACAACGUAAAAUGAAUAAAAGCCCAGCGAGUCCCGUUUUAUGCCCUUCGCUCGUGCACUAACGCCAUGAGUAGCGCACUUGAUGACUCAAAGGUAACAGAGUCAAGUAUGGACCACGAACUCUACACUGUACAGAGUCCCUCCGAUGACAUUAAAGAUGGCCCAGACCAGGCAGAAUUCAUUUAUAAAAUGUCAAAUGAAGAAUUUGUUAGAUUCGUGAAGUUGCGCGUGUCCAACGAUUCACUUUUCACUGGAAAGAGAAAUUCGUCCACUCUGGCUUAUAGGGCCAUCUUAAAGGAGCUGGGUCUGCAAAGAGAGAUUUCCGCCAGCCAGGCAAGGAGGAAAUGGGAAAACCUUAAGAUGAAGUAUAAGGACCUGAAGAAUCCCCCAUCCGGUGUCACUGUAAACCCCACCAACUGGCCCUGGUUCACGCUGAUGGAUGACGCCAUGGAGGGUAGACUCGCAGGAAGCGAAGUCACACUAAAUACGUCCUCUCUGGGCGACGACAGCGAGUAUCGCCCGAACAGCACCUCGCGCAGGAGGAGCAAGAGAGCGCGCGAGCCGGACAGAAGCGAGAUCGAGCUGUUCGUCGAGGAGGACGACAUCAUGUCGGAAGAGAUGGGGCGAGACCGAGUAGAGCUGGACAGAGACCGAGACAGGGAUGAGAUGGAGCACGAAAGAGCCAUCCUGGAGAGCGACAAAGCCGCAAUCGAAUACGAAAGGAUGGUCCUGGAACGAGAAAAGAUGGUUCUGGAUAGAGAGCGAGCAGGGGUGGAGAGAGAACUUGCGGCUUUGGAUAGAGACAGGGCCUCUUUGGAAAGAGAGAAGGCCGCUGUGGAGAGGGACAGGGCGUCUGUGGAGUACAUCCGAGCUCAGCUGGAUAAGGAAAGAGCGAUUUUAGACCGAGAAAGAGCAAAGCUUGAGCGAGAGCGAGCCAUCUUGGAGCAUCAGCGCGGGACGGAGAGAGAGGAGCAGACGGUGGAUUUGAGUGACAAUGCGGAGGGAACUGACAACACUAUUCCUUUGGUGAUGGAGCCAGCAACCUUGGAGAGAAGACAGAAAUUCCUCAACCUGUUCGAAAAGCUUAUCGAAAACUUCUGAAACAAAAACCAUGUGUUCGAAAUGGGACCGUUUACAUAAUCAAUUUUGUACACUUUUUGUUGUAAAUUUUUGCCAAAGUAUUGUGUUGUGCUACAGUGAAUGACUACACUAGUUUCAUUUAUUUUAGUUUAUUGUUUUCGUAGCUGUACAUUAUAAACAUGCAAUUUGAAAGCAGUCAGUGUUGGUUUAAUACCUUUGAAUGUUUCAAGCUAGUGUAACAAGAAAACUGUAAGCCACCUCUGAUUCAGAGAGGUCAUCAGAAAUCUUUAUUGUGUGAUUUUCCAUACAAAACACAACGCUGGGUUACCACACCACACCCCCUCAAAUCAUUAACAAGCCCCUUAGCCCGCACAACAGUGUUUAUUUAAAUGCCAUUAAUGACUUACAACAGUUUGUUAUGCAGUUCUUCUAUAUUUUAUAUUACAGUACAGACUUUACAACAAAUUCAUUGUUAGAAUGCUUUGUUUUAUUGCAUUAGUCAAAUUUACUCUUCAAUUAGUUUAUGCUUGCAUAAUAAACGUUUGAUAAAUUCGAUAUGAAUAUUGACAAUACUUCAUAAUUUUUUAUUUUACAAAACAAACUGGCUAUUGCAACCAGCCCCAAACAUGCACAAAGUACAGCACACACGAACACGUUUGUUUAUUUCAUUUUUUAAAUAAGACUGUGAUAUUUGCAUAUGUAAAUUACUUACAUCAUUUUCAGGUUCAUUAGUAUUUGAUAAAUAAAGAAAUAAAGACUGA
This is a messenger RNA of Paramisgurnus dabryanus, 1902 nucleotides long. RefSeq lists its product as uncharacterized. NCBI's taxonomy places the organism in Eukaryota, Metazoa, Chordata, Actinopteri, Cypriniformes, Cobitidae. Gene Ontology annotation, cellular component: cytoskeleton. The record is from RefSeq and is a predicted model, not a curated record.